AUGGAAGCAGGCUACCAUUCCAACUUUUUCCUGGUCACUUUCCAUCUCGAGAGCACUGACGCCGGUGCCGAGAGCGGCGUGCCGGAGCAUUGCCGUCCGCUCCGACAGCAAGUCAGCUGGACCAUGGAGCGCGUCGACCAGGACUGGCUCCUCAGCGAGCAGGGGCAGGGACAUCCGUACGUCAUCGUGACAGGAAACAGCAUCAACGGCGGCUACGAGGACUACAUGCGUGUCGCCCAUACCAGCGAGCGACACAAUGAGGGCGACGGCAGUUGCGCCGACAAUGACUCGCACGUCGCGCGCUUCCUCGCUCACGACCCGGACCGCCUGGCGCUGUCCUUUUUCGGUCACCACAGGCACUACACCUUUGACAGCAGCGGCAAGGAGAAGCAGAAUGACGAAACCGUGGCGGUGGACAAUGAACGCGUCGCCGGGUGCAUGGACCGUGCGUUUCCAGGGCUGGCCGCGUGCUGGGCUGCCUCGCAUGGAGAAGCGGACGAGGUUGGGACGGCGGGUGACUCUCUGCGCAUGUUUGCAUGGCAGCACUGCUUUGCCGAGACCAAGGGCCGAAUUGCGAGGUUAGUGUAUGAGGCCAACAACACGCUACCCAUUUCUGCGCCGCUGGGCCGACUUGGAGCCAUGUCGAGAUAG
Messenger RNA from Beauveria bassiana ARSEF 2860, 651 nucleotides. RefSeq lists its product as uncharacterized. The record is from RefSeq and is a predicted model, not a curated record. The transcript has a single exon. The coding region runs from base 1 to 651 and encodes 216 amino acids. NCBI's taxonomy places the organism in Eukaryota, Fungi, Ascomycota, Sordariomycetes, Hypocreales, Cordycipitaceae.